Molecule: messenger RNA, 1556 nt
Organism: Nematolebias whitei (Rio pearlfish)
Lineage: Eukaryota; Metazoa; Chordata; Actinopteri; Cyprinodontiformes; Rivulidae
Product: plasminogen activator inhibitor 1 RNA-binding protein
Exons: 9
Coding region: 131-1351 (406 amino acids)
Cellular component (GO): cytoplasm; nucleus
Molecular function (GO): mRNA 3'-UTR binding
Source: RefSeq, a predicted model, not a curated record
AAUGUCCCGGAUGCCGCUCGCACCGGAAGAGAAGGGGCAGCUCUCCCAGCCAUUUUGUGGCAGCAUCCAGCGAGUGGGUCGCAUCAAGCCUCGUAGAAUCGGAGGUGAAUCCCGUUGAAGGGGCGCCAUCAUGCCCGGACACCUGCAGGAAGGCUUCGGCUGCGUCGUGACCAACAGGUUCGACCAGCUAUUGGACGACGAGUCCGACCCGUUCGAGAUCCUAAAAGCCGCUGAAAACAAGAAGAGGGAGGGGGCCGCCGCAGGCACCACCAAGACGGCGGCGCAAGCCGCCAAGCAGCCGAAGAAGGAGUCGCAGAAGGACCGAAAGAACCCGCUGCUGGACAAGAAGGAGGAAGCUCCUGCUCCGGUUCCGCUGAAGAAAGAAGGUAUCAGACGAGUGGGCAGGAGACCAGACCAGCAGGGUCAGUCUGGAUCCCAACAUCAAGGUGGACAAGGUGAAGGGCGACCUGGAGACAAGAGGCCUGACCGCCGACCUCCUCGUGAACGCCGUUUUGAGAAGCCUGCUGAGGAAAGGCCUGAGGGAAGUGCAGAGUUCCCUGCAGACAACAGGCCUUCUGCAGACAGGCCCCCGAGAGGGCGUGGUGGCGGCCGAGGGGGGCGUGGUGGAAGAGGACGAGGCAUGGGCAGAGGAGACGGCUUUGACUCCCGCGGGAAACGAGACUUUGAUAGACACAGCAGCAACGACAAAUCCAAUCCAAAAAGUGAGGAGAAGCGCAGUGGUGCUGGCUCGCACAACUGGGGCAGCGUGAAGGAUGAAGUGAAUGAAGCUGAACAGACUGCUGCUCCUGAGACGACCACAGAGGGGGAGGAAAAUACACCUGCCAGCUCCGAGAACAAAGAGAACGAGGUUGAAGAGGUGAAAAACGAAGGCCCCAAAGAGAUGACCCUCGACGAGUGGAAGGCCAUGCAGGAUAAGGAGCGCACCAAGGUGGAGUUCAACAUCCGCAAGCCCAACGAGGGAGCCGACAGCCAGUGGAAGAAAGGAUAUGUGCUGCACAAGUCCAAGAGUGAAGACAGGCCUGUUGGUGCUUUGAUCGAAGGCUCAGAGACGGAACCAGACACUCCUGCUGUUUACCACAAGCAGGGCACCGCUGACGAGUCCAGUGACCACCAUUUCCGCAAACCAGCCAACGACAUCACUUCUCAACUGGAGAUCAACUUCGGAGACCUGGGCCGUCCUGGUCGCGGGCGUGGGGGUGCUCGCGGAGGCAGAGGAGGCCGCGGAGGGGGAGGCAGCCGGCCGGCACGUGGGGGAGGGCGGUCUGAAAAGGCGAGCGGAGCGUCAGUCCCUAACGUGGAUGAUCCCGAGGCCUUCCCAGCCUUGGCCUAAAAGCUCCGUCUCUCACCACCAGCCCAACCCAUCUGCCCUUCCGGGCCCCUCCUCUACGAGGCUUGCAUGCUUACCACAUCUUCAAGUAUAUAAGAAAAACAAAGAUUAAAAAAAAAACAUGGCAGACUGUCAUCCCAUACCACUCACAACACCAGAGGACUAAAGUUUUAUCAGUUUUAAAGAGCAAAAACAAAAACAAAAAAAA